UAAAGCAAGCUGAGCCAUAUUAAAUCCAGCAGUUUCCCUGGUAGAGGAAACCUUCAACAAGGUCCCGGACAUGAAUCUCUUCAUUUAUGUCCUCCUUUUAUCAAUUUGGACAAAUAGUUGUUUAGAUAGACAAGAAAACAAUGGAUCUGAUACUGCAGCAGCUACACCUGUUGAAUCCAGGCAGAGAAGAAUCGAAGCAGUACAGCACCUGCUACUCAUUUUCAUAAUUGCUAUCAUCAUCAUCAUCAGCUUUAUUUUAAGAUGUUAUUAUUUUAUUCACUAUGGCUGUAUGAGCAAGAAAGCCUAUGAUGCAGAAGCAGUAAUCACUAGAGACAAGAAAGAAGACAUCACCAAAGCAGCCACAUCAUCUAAAAUAUCAUUCACUGAGUCCAAGUCACCGACUGCUGGUCCAGGCAAUCUAGAAAAACAAUCAGUGCUAUUUAGUAUAGAUAAGUCAUCUGGGCCCUCAACUCCACAAAAAGUCUCUGUUCCUUCAAAUGUAGAAAAGUUAGUCAGGCCCUCGAGUCAACAAAACCCAUCCAAGCCAUCAAAUCCCAAAAAAGUGUUAGGAUCAGUCCCCCAGGAAAAGUUGCAUAGAACACAUAGUCCAAAAAAGGCACAUAGGCAGUCUCAUGCCCAUAAGCUAGUCGGUCAGGUCAGUCCAUCCUAUGCAAAGAAAGCCAUCAAGCCAACUUGGUCAUCAAGUCUACAAUGUCCAGUCAAGCCAACCAAAAUGUCUCCACCCUAUCCAAAGAGUCAAAGUGUCCCUGUGCAAUCAAGUAUACCAAAACUGACCAAACUCCAGAGAUAUCUUAACCUAAAAAGCCUGGCUAGUGAAGGUAGGGCAGAAAUACUAUCUAGGCCUCAACCAGUGAAGUUUUGUCCAUACCACAAGGAAAAGUGCCUUGUUUGCUGUGCUGUUUCUGAGCCAUUCACUCAUAUUUCAGAAGAGAAUAUGAAGCACGUUCCNCAGGACGAUCCUUUGGAGGAGGAAAUA
Odocoileus virginianus texanus is the source of this 997-nucleotide messenger RNA. Lineage: Eukaryota; Metazoa; Chordata; Mammalia; Artiodactyla; Cervidae. The record is from RefSeq and is a predicted model, not a curated record.